Messenger RNA from Cercocebus atys (sooty mangabey), 3081 nucleotides. RefSeq lists its product as uncharacterized. Gene Ontology annotation, molecular function: small GTPase binding; GTPase activator activity. Gene Ontology annotation, biological process: activation of GTPase activity; nucleocytoplasmic transport. Gene Ontology annotation, cellular component: perinuclear region of cytoplasm; nucleus; cytosol. The coding region runs from base 1355 to 2587 and encodes 410 amino acids. The record is from RefSeq and is a predicted model, not a curated record. The transcript is spliced from 10 exons. Lineage: Eukaryota; Metazoa; Chordata; Mammalia; Primates; Cercopithecidae.
CGCCCAAGAAACAGUUUUCUGUAGCUGCCAAGUCUGGUUGCUCUGCGGCAGCAGACUGGAGCACAGACUUCUGAGAGGACACCUGGGAGAUGGCCAUGAGUGGAGGAGGACUGCUAGAGUUAACAGUGAUCCUGGUUUGCCUAGCGCUUUUCUGGUUUUAGCACUCAACGUCCUGGGUUAGACAAUCUGUGAAGUCCCAACCAGAACUAUGAUAUUGUGAUUUUCCCUUACCCUAGUAUCUGGAUGUCUACAUUCUACUGGGUUCAUUCGUCUUUCCAGAAUGCUCUUCACCCGUGAUGGGAUCGUUUGCUAUGUAAAAAUAGGAUACUAACACAAGUGUGAUCUAAUUUGAAAUUGUAAAAUACUUCCAGCUAAUAAUUCACAUAGCAUCUAACAGAUGUUGCUGGCUUUCUCUUGAAAUUUAAAUUAUUCUAUAGUGCCCUGUAAAUCUAGGGCAGUGCCCCGAAGCACCUCAGUGCAGUAUGGGAACCAUGGCUUGAAAGUGUAAAGGAUUACUAGAGAUAAACAGGAAUAUUAAAUAAUAACAAAAGAGUUAGCUCCUCAGGAAGAUAUAUCAGUUCCAAAUGUAUAGACACCUAAUAACAUAGCUUCAAAAUACAUAAAACAAAUGUUGGCAGAAUUAACAGCAGAGAUAGAUGAAUUCACAUUCGUAUACCUCUCUCAAUAGCUGGUAGAAAAAGCAUAUAAUAAAUUCAGUAGAGAUAAACGUAGUGGGAAACCUCUGUAGAGAUUUAAGCAGAAGAGUCAUAUGACCUGAUUUACAUUUCAAAAACAUCACUGUGGCUCAUAAUCCAUUUUACAGAUAGGGAAAUGGAAACUUGAAGAGGCUUCAUAAUUUAUCUAAGGCUACCCAGUGGGUUAAGUGGUAGAGACAAGACUAAAGUCCAGACCCAGUAAUCUCCAAAGUCCACGUUCUUAACCACCAUGAUAUAUUACUGUCUGGCAAGAAUUGUGUCUGUAAAGGGAACUAUGCCAUUUAAAAAUCAGUAUGUUCUUGGGAAUUUUUAGUAACCAGUAUUAAUGUUAAUUGCAUUCCUUUAUAACUGAGUUCCAGCGGCUAUUACCCCUAUUUUGAAGAAUCUAAAAGAACGACAUGGACCCAUGAAUAGAGAAAUUGGAAAUUGAACAAUUCCUUCCAGUGGUCUCCAUUUUGACUCCUAGUCCCAUUUUAAGAUAAAUGAAGCACUUCAAGAUUUUCAGAGAAGAUUAUGCAGCAAUAUUUUCCUAAUGUUUUUAGUGGAUGAAGUAUGUUCUGCUCCUUAAAAAGACACCUAUAUGUUGGGUUUCAAGUUACUGUUUUCAGAAUCCAAGAGAAAUCUAACACUAUAAAACAAUGCCAAGAGCAAAUGAAGGAAAACACAAAUCUAAACGGACUCCCCUGCCCAUCGUUUUGAUUCUUCAAAAGUUUCUGAAAACGUAUGAGAAGCACUGUGCGCAGUCUCAGACGUCUGUGUGUCCAGCCAUCAAAAGUGACCUGAAAAGCAGCAUUGACAGUGACCAGGUGCUCAGGAAGUUUAUGCUUGUAAGAUCUGAUGACUCCCCACCAAGAAUCCUACCAGUUUCCUUGGAACCUUUGCUCAUGACAAUUCAAGAUGAGUGUUACACACUGGCGAAAGAGAUCUGCAUCUGGGGCCUUCCACUGAGCAACCCAGAGAUUGCCAGACUUGCUUUGCUUCUGGAAUCAAAGGAGCACACCACCUGCCCGUUUACCACCCUAGAAAUCAUUGAUUGCAAAAUGGAUCUGUGGUCUCUAGAGCGACUUGGGAAGGCUCUGCGGUUCAGUAGUUUGCGUUCUCUUGUCCUCGAUUACUGCAAAUUUGGAAAGGAAGAACUUGAGAGCAUUUUCUCAGGCCUGGAGAACAACCAAAGGCUUCAAGGCCUCAGUCUGCGUUAUUGUGGUCUGGGACCUCAGAGCGGGCUAAGACUGGGUUUGGUCAUCAGCCAGAGUGCCAUUUGCAAGCUGUACCUUGAAGGCAAUUACUUGGAAUGUUCUGGAGCACUGGCUCUUCUCAGGCCCAUAGCAGACUCUGCGGAGACACAGGGGAAAGACCGGCUGACCCCAGGCUCACCAGACGCUGGAAAUCCCCCUCAGCGGCUCCAAGCCAAACAGAGAGGAAGUUCAACUUUGAACCAGAUUACAAAAUCGUCUGAAGCUGUAGCAGUGAAAACUACUUCAGGGAAGAAAAAGAGAAAAAAAGGAAUCAAGAAGAAAAUUGAAGGUCUGAUGGAAGCUGGUCCUUGGUUAGUGAAGUUGCAUUUGGCAGAUAAUGGCAUAGAUGGAAAAGGAAAAGAAGGAGAAAAUGGUUUGUCGGAAUUCAUUCAAACUUUAACAUACCUGAUCAAAUACUCUGCCCACUUAAGGGAAAUUGACCUUGGAAACAAUGUUCUGGGAGAAAUGGCUGCUGCUGAAAUACUUGAAGCACUGAGAGCCAGAAAGACAGGUAAACUACCGGUCUUAAAAAUUACAGUCACUCCCCAGAUCUCUUCAGAUACCUUCAGAUCAAUUUGGAAAAAUAGCAAGAAGUCUAAUACUAUCCGUAAAAAGAAGAAAAAGACUAAAAACUGAAUAUGGGUGCUGUAUUUCCAUAUGGAUAUCAUCUAUUUCCACGGCCAAGCAGACAUGCCUAGAUAGAUAUUGCUUAUUCUAUAGUAAUAUUUUUCACUGUAACCAAGUCCCUUUCAAGUUCUCAAAUUUGAUGAUUAUUGUAUGAAAGUUUAAAGUCAUGUGAUAAUCCUAUCUUGUGAUGAUCCCAUCACACUUGUCAUUUUCUAAAAUGUGGAUUUCACAAGUAAGCCUUAGUAGAAAGAGAUGCAGUUCUCUGAGGCUUCAUCUCUCCUGUAUAUGAAAUUUAUAAGUUGAAGUAAGUCAUAAUUUUAUCUAAGAAAGAAAGAAUCCUCUUUCAUAAAUAUACCUAUAGUUGGGAACAAUAAGAAUGCUUGGAAAUAAUAACCACUUCCUAAAAGACACCAUUCCUAAAAAUGAGGAUCUUCCCUAAAUGAGGAAACUUUUUUUUUAAGAUGGGGUCUUGCUCUGUUGCCCAGGCUGGAGUGCAAUGGUGC